CCGGGGCUACCGCUACGGGCCGGCGCCCCGCCGCCAGGAGCGGAGGCGGGAGGGAAGGAAGGAAGAAGGGAGGAAGGACCCCCGCGCUACCGGCGCUAAUGGCGGCCGCCGCCAACGACCGCGACGCCGCGCAGGAAAAGUUGCAUCCAAGAAAUCUUAUACCAGAGCUUUGUAGACUGUUUUAUGGUUUAGGCUGGGUAACAGGAACUGGUGGAGGAAUCAGCUUGAAACAUGGGAAUGAGAUCUACAUCGCUCCAUCAGGAGUCCAAAAGGAAAGAAUACAGCCAGAAGAUAUGUUUGUUUGUGACAUGAAUGAACAGGACAUCAGUGGUCCUCCACCACAGAAGAAACUAAAGAAAAGCCAGUGUACACCUCUUUUUAUGAAUGCCUACACUAUGAGAGGGGCAGGCGCAGUGAUCCAUACUCAUUCCAAGGCUGCUGUUAUGGCUACCCUUCUUUACCCAGGGAGUGAGUUCAGCAUUACCCAUCAGGAGAUGAUAAAAGGAAUCCAGAAGUGUACUUCAGGAGGCUCUUACCGAUAUGAUGAUACACUAGUGGUUCCCAUUAUUGAGAAUACACCAGAAGAGAAGGAUCUCAAGGAAAGAAUGGCACGUGCACUGGAAAAAUACCCAGACACUUGUGCUGUAUUGGUCAGACGUCAUGGAGUUUAUGUAUGGGGAGAAACAUGGGAAAAAGCCAAAACGAUAGAAUGUUUUCAUCCUACUUCAUCCUGAAGUAUCAGUCCAGUGGAAAUGACAGAGUUCAAAUUCUGCAAAUAAGAGAAGAAACUUGUUUUUGAAGAAAUAAACAAAAGACAGACAGCUGAACUGCAGCAGGGAUCACUGAAAUGCUGGUAGCCAGGAGAGGUUAAAGUCAGGAUAGUUUCAUGACUUGUCUUUUCAUACCUUGUCAGCUGUGCACUGAAAUUGUCCUUUUUAAUAUUAUCAAUGUCUACAGAUGAAAUUCUCAACGUCUUCUAUGCUCUUUACAUGGGGUAGAAAGACUGAAAUGUCAAAAAGGCUAAGAUCAGGCCAGACGUAAUUCACCAGGGUGGAGAAUAAUGUAAGCAACUGAAGCCUUCCUUGCAGAACUCUGGGCUGAGCAUAAGGCAGUGAUUUCAGGAGCAGAGGGUAUAACACUUCCUAAGGAUUUGUAGAUGUCCUUGGGAAUCAGCUUCUAUAACCCAAACAGUCUCUUGGGACUAUCUAAAAUAUCCUAUUUGGUCAUUUCAGCUUCACGUGAGCACAAUAGCAGUAUAAAAUCACAACAUCCUCUCCCAAACUAUGACUUCCAUGCUUGAGUUCUUAGAGGAUAAAGGUGGGAUUUUGCAGCUGGGUAAAAAUUAAUACCUGUUCAGAGAAGUAAUAUCAGGUCUUUGACUCAUCUAUGAUCCAUGUCACCUCUAUAAAGGUUUUGUUCUUCCUUAUGCAUCUUUCAAGCACUUAUAGCUUGAAAGUGCUAUCCAAAAAAAGGAGGUAGGUUUCAGAUACUUAUAAUGGACUUCCUCGUAAAAACUUUUGCAUUCAAAUAAAAGAUUUACGUUUUUAAAAUACAAGCUGUAUGUGAAGUAGAAUAAGUAACCAGUAGCAAACAACAUCUUAAGCCAUACCUGGGUGUUAGACUGAACACAGCAGAGAGCAGCCUCCUCCUAUUUGAGAAAUCUCAGCCUAGUAUCCGUUCCUAAAGAUGGAUGCCUAAGCACUGUCUUUGACAAAAAGGUAACCAGGGAUUAUUAAUUUAUUCCUGAGGAGAAGGAAGUACCGGCUCCUUCA
Haliaeetus leucocephalus (bald eagle) is the source of this 1772-nucleotide messenger RNA. RefSeq names its product APAF1 interacting protein (gene APIP). Bases 99 to 734 code for a protein of 211 amino acids. Lineage: Eukaryota; Metazoa; Chordata; Aves; Accipitriformes; Accipitridae. Gene Ontology annotation, molecular function: metal ion binding; methylthioribulose 1-phosphate dehydratase activity. Gene Ontology annotation, cellular component: cytoplasm. The record is from RefSeq and is a predicted model, not a curated record. The transcript has 7 exons.